Echinops telfairi (small Madagascar hedgehog) is the source of this 1629-nucleotide messenger RNA. RefSeq names its product coiled-coil domain containing 181 (gene CCDC181). The transcript has 5 exons. The record is from RefSeq and is a predicted model, not a curated record. Bases 25 to 1542 code for a protein of 505 amino acids. Gene Ontology annotation, molecular function: microtubule binding. Lineage: Eukaryota; Metazoa; Chordata; Mammalia; Afrosoricida; Tenrecidae.
CAUUAUUCCACUACAAAAUAAACAAUGAAUGGAACUGAAGGUAUUGAUUCAAAAGAAUGUGGAGAAUAUGAAGAUGACUUUGAAAAGGAUCUGGAGUGGUUAAUUAAUGAAAAAGAAAAGAGGAGUGACAGCGUAAAUGAGGUGGCUUCUGAUAAGGAAGAAACGAUUAGCCAAGAAUUAAAAGAGAAUGCAGCAGAAAUAGAAUGCACCAAGCAGCUUUCCGAUUCUGAUGAAUUCUUGAAUGAUGAAGGGUCAUCAAGAAAAAAUGACUUCAUUUCUGUACCAAGAAUUCAACCCUUGGAUCCCGUAUCAGAUUCAGAUAGUGAAGGCUCUUUCCAGGAAUCGAGAACUGAAAGCCAGAAAGACCUGGAAGAAGAAGAGGAUGAGGAAGUUCGGCUAUAUAUUAUGGAGAAAAUUAUACAAGCCAACAAACUUCUACAGAAUCAGGAACCUGUGAAUGAUAAAAGGGAGCGAAAACUUAAAUUCAAGGACAAAUUAGUUGAUCUGGAGGUUCCUCCACUGGAAGACACUGAUACUUACAAAAUCUGUUUUGAAAAUGAAAGUAAUAUGUCUGGAAAACUGUCACAGCUAUGCAUUUCCAGUGAAAUUAUACAAGAAAAUGUCCUCCUAUCAUUUGACAAUGAAGCUUGUGAAGAAAACAAGAAUAGGAAGAUACUUAUAGAGAGAGAUGGAAAGUUUGAACUUGUGAAUUUACAAGACAUUGAGAGUCAGGGUUUUUUCCCACCUAUUCAUAAUGCAGAUAACGAACCUCAGCAGGUAUCACCCAGGCCUCCCCACUCACCUAUCAAUGGGGUUAUGAAAGAAGAGCCAAUAGCAAAGAUCCAUGCUGUUGCUCACUCUUCAACAGGAGAGAUUCUGGCCUAUGUCCCUCAGCCGCCAACCAAUCCCAAGACUCGUCCAAAUUCUGCUGUCAAGCCAGAGAGAAGGAAAGGGCGUGGGAAGUCUAAUUACAUGACCCAAUCUACAAGUAUAUCUCCAGUGGCUUCAACCUACUGCCUUUCCUCUCGACAGAAAGAGCUGCAAAAACAGCUCGAACAAAAGAGAGAAAAGCUCAAGCGAGAGGAGGAACAACGGAAAGUAGAAGAAGAGAAAGAAAAGAAAAAGGAGAAUGACAUGGUAUUUAAAGCAUGGUUACAAAAGAAAAGAGGGCAGGUCCUAGAAAUGAGGAGAAUUCAGCGAGCAAAAGAAAUAGAAGAUAUGAACAGUAGACAGGAAAACAGAGAUCCCCAUCAAGCUUUUCGGUUGUGGCUUAAAAAGAAGCAUGAAGAGCAGAUGAAAGAGAGGAAGACAGAAGCGCUAAGAAAGCAAGAAGAAUGCUUAUUCUUCCUUAAAGGAGCAGAGGGCCGGGAAAGAGCUUUUCAACAAUGGCUGAGACGGAAACGCAUAGAGAAACUAGCAGAGCAGCAAGCUGUCAAGGAGAGAAGCAGGCAGCUCCGACUAGAGGCAAGGCGUUCUAAACAGUUACAGAACCAGCUUUAUACUGUGGCAGAAGCCAAAGCUUUUCGUUUUACUGACCAUUAAAACUUAGGCAUCUAUUAAAUACGUCAUUUGGCAGCUGCUGUCCCUCAAAAAUUUUUUAUCAUUUCUUAUGAUCUGUGUUUUUUUUUA